Molecule: messenger RNA, 1777 nt
Organism: Acipenser ruthenus (sterlet)
Lineage: Eukaryota; Metazoa; Chordata; Actinopteri; Acipenseriformes; Acipenseridae
Gene: lgals8a
Product: galectin 8a
Exons: 9
Coding region: 336-1277 (313 amino acids)
Molecular function (GO): carbohydrate binding
Source: RefSeq, a predicted model, not a curated record
AAGGGAGUUUUAAUGUGGGCAGUAUUAUACACCACAUGCUUCUACCAUUACACAAACAAUUUUGAUACAUGGCCAUUAUUAAUGAGGUCUGACGCAGUACGCAGCUGCAUGUUUUUUUAUUUCUUUAUUUUUGACGUCCUCACGUUAUCAGUGUGACGCAUUGAAGAAAAAGGGAGAGCGGCGGAGGGUUCUAGAAUCCGUCCUCUGAGAGAGACUCAGGAAGUGAAAUAAAUACGCUGAAGUGAUACUGAAACAGUAAACUAGAGCGCCGUAGAAACACCACGCCUAAUCCACCUGAACCUGAAUAAAAACAGAAGACAACGAUUAAAACAACAAUGUCCGUUACAGAGCUCAACCGGACGGUUUUAAACCCGGUGAUUCCUUAUACCGGUACUAUUUUUGGUGGGCUGCAGCCGGGGGAAAUGGUGAUCAUUCAAGGCAGUGUUCCAAAGGAUUCUGAAAGAUUCCAAGUGGAUUUCCAGUGCGGGAGCAGCGUGAAGCCUCGUGCAGAUGUGUCCUUCCACCUCAACCCUCGCUUCAAGAAGUCUGCCUAUGUAGUCUGCAACACCCUGCAGCAGGAGCGCUGGGGCAAGGAGGAGAUCACCUAUGAGAUGCCCUUUAAAAAGGGACAGCCCUUUGAGACUAUCAUACUGGUGCAGAGAGACUCGUUUAAGGUGGCAGUAAAUGGAAGACACUUACUGCAGUACAAGCACAGAGUGGACCUGGAGAGGGUUGACACGCUUGGGAUUAGUGGACAAGUGCAGAUUCAGGCAAUUGGAUUUGUUCCGAACACUACAUCCACUCCACCAGCACCCACUAUGAUGAUCAAGGAAACCAAAGUGAAUCCAAUUCUUUCUGCGACUCCUGAUUUUACUCUCCCUUACAAGGGAAGACUACCUAAUGGACUGAGUCCAGGACAGACCAUUACCAUCAGAGGGGAAGUCAGUGCAUAUCCACAUAGUUUUACAGUUAACCUGAGCUCCAGUGACUCCAGUGACAUUGCUCUGCAUCUGAACUCCCGGAUGAAAAGUAACACCUUUGUUAGGAAUUCGUACCUCAGAGACAGCUGGGGAGCGGAGGAGGUUUCGCAGCCAGAGUUCCCCUUCACUGCUGGACAAUACUUCGAGAUGCUGCUCUGCUGUGAUCCCAGCCAGUUUAAAGUUGCAGUGAAUGGAGUGCACGUGCUGGAUUACAAACAUCGAGUCAAGGGCCUUGAAAAGAUCAAUCAGCUAGAGAUCAUGGGCGACGUCAAACUACUGGAUGUGAAAAUCUGGUGAACUAAACCACUGUGGUGCAGUAAAGAGCACAGAGAGGGCUUCAGGUUCCACUGAAAGAAUGGAUUCUUCAUCUAGGUUGAUUGAUUAAAUGCAUGUUUACAGUUGUAUGUUUCAGUACCUGUUCAGUUACAGCAGGAGUGGCCAAAGCUGGCCCUUCCAGUCCUGGUCUUUGUUCCAGCCCCAUUUGAAAUUAUUUCAUUGAACCAGUGAAAUCUCCUCCAGACCCCGAGGUAGCUCCUGUUAAACCUGGAGUGGCAUGAAUGGACCUCCAGGACCGGGAUUGCACACCCCUGCUUUACAUAAUGCAGUGUAUUAAUCUGCAUUAAACAGCUUCAAUAUUUUUCACAUUGUUUUAGAAUAGUGCUUUAGGAAUCUGUUAUGAUUUUUUUUUUUUUUCCCCCAGGGCAAUUUUUCUGAAUGCAAAUAAAGUGCUGUGUUAUAACUUAAAAAUAGAACUACAAUAUCAUAUACCCUAAAUCAAUAAAAGCUGAUAAACUGGA